Molecule: messenger RNA, 843 nt
Organism: Acanthosepion pharaonis
Lineage: Eukaryota; Metazoa; Mollusca; Cephalopoda; Sepiida; Sepiidae
Source: the annotation of a GenBank genome assembly
AUGCCACUCAUUUAUCAUUCUUUGCUUAAUGUUUCUUUUCAUUUUCUCAUUCUCCCACAUUCACCCCAUUUCUCUCUCUCUCUCUCUUCUCAGCCCCAUUCUCUCUCUCUCUCUCUCUUCUCCAGCCCCAUUUCUCUCUCUCUCUCUCUUCUCCAGCCCCAUUUCUCUCUCUCUCUCUUCUCCAGCCCCAUUUCUCUCUCUCUCUCUUCUCAGCCCAUUUCUCUCUCUCUCUUCUCCAGCCCCAUUUCUCUCUCUCUCUUCUCAGCCCCAUUUCUCUCUCUCUCUCUCUCUUCUCAGCCCCAUUCUCUCUCUCUCUCUCUUCUCUCAGCCCCAUUUCUCUCUCUCUCUUCUCUCUCUCUCUUCUCAGCCCUCUCUCUCUUCCCCAGCCCCAUUCUCUCUCUCUCUCUUCUCAGCCCCAUUUCUCUCUCUCUCUCCCCAGCCCCAUUUCUCUCUCUCUCUCUUCCCCAGCCCCAUUUCUCUCUCUCUCUCUUCCCCAGCCCCAUUUCUCUCUCUCUCUCUUCUCCAGCCCCAUUCUCUCUCUUCUCUUUCUCUCUCCCCUCAGCCCCAUUCUCUCUCUCUCUCUCAGCCCCAUUUCUCUCUCUCUCUUCUCCAGCCCCAUUUCUCUCUCUCUCUUCUCCAGCCCCAUUUCUCUUUCUUCUUCACCCCCUUCUCUCUUUCUUCUUCACCCCCUUCUCUCUUCUACGCUCUUUCCUCCUUCCCCCUCUCUCCAAACUCGUUCUUCUCUUUUCUAUUCUCUUUCUGUCCUCAACAUUAAAUUCCUCAUCUUUUUUCUUUUUUAAACAAAAACAACAAUGGGGGGGUAAUGAUAUAAUUCUCAUAUGA